Elephantulus edwardii (Cape elephant shrew) is the source of this 930-nucleotide messenger RNA. RefSeq names its product olfactory receptor 2AP1-like. Gene Ontology annotation, cellular component: membrane. The transcript has a single exon. NCBI's taxonomy places the organism in Eukaryota, Metazoa, Chordata, Mammalia, Macroscelidea, Macroscelididae. The record is from RefSeq and is a predicted model, not a curated record. The coding region runs from base 1 to 930 and encodes 309 amino acids. Gene Ontology annotation, biological process: G protein-coupled receptor signaling pathway. Gene Ontology annotation, molecular function: olfactory receptor activity; G protein-coupled receptor activity.
AUGAAAAAUAAAACUACACUGACUGAAUUCAUUCUGCUGGGUCUAACAGAUGUCCCUGAACUCCAAGUGGCUGUUUUCGCCUUUCUGUUCCUCACCUAUCUGCUCAGCAUCACUGGAAAUCUAACUAUCCUCUUGCUCACCUUGCUGGAUUCACAUCUUCAGACACCUAUGUAUUUCUUUCUCCGGAACUUCUCCUUCUUAGAAAUUUCCUUCAUAAACAUCUUCAUUCCCAGAGUCCUGAUCAGCAUCACAACAGGAAACAAGAGUAUCAGCUUUGCUGGCUGCUUCGCUCAGUAUUUCUUUUCUAUCUUUCUUUUGUCAACAGAGUUUUAUCUUCUGGCUGCUAUGUCCUAUGAUCGCUAUGUGGCCAUCUGCAAACCCCUACAUUACAUGACAAUUAUGAGCGGUAGAAUCUGCAAUCAGAUGGUCCUCUGCUCUUGGCUGGCUGGGCUGAUGGUCAUUAUACCACCAAUCACCAUAAUGAGUCAGCAGGACUUUUGUGCAUCCAACAAGCUCAAUCAUUAUUACUGUGACUAUGAGCCUCUCCGGGAACUCUCCUGUUCAGACACAAGCCUCAUAGAGAAGGUUGUCUUUCUUGUGGCAUCUGUGACCCUGGUGGUCACUCUGGUGCUGGUCAUUAUCUCCUACACACUCAUCAUCAGGACUGUCCUGAGGCUCCCAUCUGCCCAGCAAAGAACAAAAGCCUUUUCCACUUGUUCUUCCCACAUGAUUGUCCUUUCUCUUUCUUAUGGAAGCUGCUUUUUCAUUUAUAUUAAGCCAUCAGCAAAAGAAGGGAACACAUUCAACAAAGUUGUAUCUCUACUCAUUACUUCAGUUGCCCCUUUGUUGAACCCUUUUAUUUACACGCUAAGGAAUCAGCAAGUAAAACAGGCCUUCAAAGAUACCAUUAAAAAGCUGAUGAAUCUUUAA